Molecule: messenger RNA, 1260 nt
Organism: Meloidogyne enterolobii
Lineage: Eukaryota; Metazoa; Nematoda; Chromadorea; Rhabditida; Meloidogynidae
Source: the annotation of a GenBank genome assembly
UUGUCUUCUAAAAUAAUUUUUAAAUUUACUUUUCAGUUUGCUAUUUUGUUAGAAGUCGUUUCUUUUUUAAUGACUGCUUCAUUUUCCACAGUUGAUCUUACACCUGACGAGUAUGAACGUUUGACUCAAUUACGGUCCCGAAAAAAUCAAUUACUUGAUGAAAUACAGAUUCUUCAACAAGAAUUGUCAAAAACAAAUUCAAGAUUGGAAACGCUGAGUCCAGUUUCUAAUCGUGCUUUUAAUGAAGAUUACAAAAAGGGUGUCCAAUCAUUAAUUGAUGCUUGUUUGGUUGAGAAUUCAGCUGAAGAUUUUGCUCGUUUUUUAUUAAAAAAUAAUGAUUUAAAAAAGUCCGCAGUUGGGGAUUUUCUUGGAGAAAAUGAACAAUUCAAUUUAGAUGUUCUCCGACAUUUUGUUUGUCUUCAAAAUUUUGAGGGAUUAAUGUUGGUUCAAGCAAUGCGUAACUUUCUCUCUUCUUUUCGAUUGCCUGGAGAAGCACAAAAAAUUGAUAGAAUAAUGGAACGUUUUGCUAUUCGUUUUUGUGAACAAAAUCCUUCGAUUUUUGAUCAUUCUGAUACUUGUUAUACUCUCUGUUUCGCAACAAUUAUGUUAAACACUUCACUUUACAAUCCAAGUGUCAAAGAAAGAAUGAGUUUUGAUGAUUUUCUAAAUAUAACAAAUUCUUUAAAUGUUUCUCGAGAUUUAAUUAUUCAAAUUUACAAUUCAAUACGUGAAGAACCUUUUAAAUUCCCAAAAGAUCAUCAAAUUGAUAACCAUUUAAAUUACAACUCUUCUCGUUUAUUUAGAAUGGCUGAAAAACAGGGAUGGCUACACAAACAAGGUAGUAAUCAUUGGACUUGGAAUCAAAGAUGGUUUGUCCUCUCAAAUAAAUGUUUAUAUUACUUUGAAUUUCCAAAUAGUCGAGAACCUAAAGGAAUAAUUCCAUUGGAAGGUAUUUGUGUGAGAAUGGUUGGAUACAAGGACGUUGAUUCAUUUUCUUCAAGUAAAAAGCCGCACACUUUUGAAUUAUAUUCUCCAAAUUCUGAGAUUGUUAAGGCACACAAAACUAAUUCUGAAGGUCGUUUAAUCGAAGGAGGAGGGCAACACACCGCUUAUAGAAUGGCAGCACCAGGACAUGAAGAAAUGCAUUCUUGGAUUAGUGCUCUCCAAAGAAGUAUAAAUAAAGAUAAUGCUAUAGAAGAAGUACUUGAACGAAGAAGGGCAAAAUCGGUUAAUAAUGGAAGUUUUGGAGGUAGUAAAUAA